UCCUCGUUUUGAUAGAUUUCCGCAAAGUUUACAGACUGUUGCUUCCUCACAACAAUUCUGAGUUUCUUUAGCUUUUAAGACGUUUAAAACAUUAUAAAAAUGAGUGAAAUCAAACUAACCGAAUCAGCUCCAACUGAAGACAACGGAGAGGAGAAAGACUGGGCUGCUGCCAAAGCUUUUUUUGAUAACCUCAAAACAAACAAACCAAGACCUCCCAAACCCCGGUAUGCUGUCACCAUUGCCGUUUCCUCUCGCACCCUCUUCAACAUGGCGAAGGCGAGGAAGAUCUAUGAGGAUGAAGGAUUGGAGAAGUAUGUGGCUUAUCAGAUUGAGCAUGAAAGCGAGCCUCUGAUGCCUGGAGCUGCUUUCCCCUUCGUCCAGGCGCUGAUGAAUGUCAACUCUCGACUGAGGCAGCUCUACCCAGACAGCGAGGAGCUGUUUGACAUCGUCUUAAUGACUAACAACCAUGCCCAAGUCGGAGUGCGCCUCAUAAACAGCAUUAAUCACUACGAUUUGAGCAUAGAGAGAUUUUGUAUGACCGGAGGAGAAAGCCCUAUAGGCUACCUGAAGGCCUACAUGACCAACCUUUACCUCUCCAAGGACUCCGACAAAGUGACAGAGGCCAUAGAAGAAGGCAUCGCUGCAGCCACUAUGUUUACGGCGGACACGGAUAAUGAGCUGAGUAAGACUCAGCUGAGAGUGGCGUUUGAUGGCGACGCCGUCCUCUUCUCCGACGAGUCAGAGAUCAUCGUGAAGCAGCACGGCCUGGACACUUUCUUUGAGCACGAGAAGGAGUUUGAGAACAAGCCUCUCGCUCAGGGUCCCUUAAAGUGUUUCCUGGAGGCUCUGGGAAAGCUCCAGAGGAAAUUCAUCGCCAAGAACGAGCGCCUGAACUGUCCCAUCCGAACCUUCCUGGUGACGGCCCGCAGCGCCGCCAGCUCCGGGGCCCGCGUCCUGAAGACUCUCCGCAGCUGGGGGCUGGAGAUCGACGAGGCUCUCUUCCUGGCUGGGGCUCCUAAAGGGCCCCUGCUGGAGAAAAUCAAACCGCACAUCUUCUUCGACGACCAGAUGUUCCACAUUGAGGGGGCCCAGCAGAUGGGAACCAUAUCUGCACACGUCCCCUACGGGAUCGGACAGAAGUACCACAAGGGGAAACUCAUCGAGCAGCCCCCGAAAAAGGAAUAACCUAAAAACGGUUAGAAUGUUUAAUAUGCAAUACGUUAACACCUGCAUAUGAAGAGGUUUGCUUAAAAAGGAAGAAGAUUGCAUUCAGAAAAAAUCCGUUAAUUAGCCAAUUUAGGAGGAUUUGGGUAACUGAUAAUGCUGUCUUCAAAGUUUCCUACUUAAUGGGGUUUUAUCAAAUAUUUUUCAAAGUUUUCUUCAGGAUUGGGUAUUUUUUAUGAGUAUAGGAAUGUAGUUUCAAAGCAAUAGUUACACUACGUGCCACACACUGCUUCACCUAAUACUGUUUUGAAAGAGAAACACCAGUUUUAUUACCUAUUGAGGCCUUUUAGCCAUACUAUCUGUGUACCUGUUUACCUUUUGAGAGAACUUUUUCUCAUUUACAUAGUCAUUUUCUUUACACUUUUUUUAUACAAUAAACAUGUUUAUCUUAUUUAUCAUGGCCUUGGAUAUUUGACCUCGGUAUAUUCCGUUGGACCAGGGUAAUGCAUCUGCCUUAUGGUUGUUUUUAUUGCAUUUGAUCUUUCAAAAUCACUUUUUCUUUGUUACUGUUUUUGCUGUUGAUGCAAAUAUAAAACACUUUAUAUUUUUCCUCAGAAAUGUAUAUACUGUAACUUCACCCUCGACUAACUGUGGGUGUUUGCAGAUAGCAUUUGAUCUAUUUCAUAUUGGGAAAAUAUGUUAAUGUUUCUCAACUUAACCUCAUCAAGGAGUUUUAGAGUUACACUUGUUUGUUAAUGUUCAUUACAUACUGUAUCUGUUUACAUUUCCCAGUGCCAGAAAACUGGCAAUAGCCGGCAUUGAUUGUAUUCAUGUUCAGAAUAUCAGGAUUCCCCUUUUUCUAUACUCUAUUCUAUACUGUUUUCUAACUGUGCCUUUAACCUUAUCAGUAAGUAUAAUAAAGGCAUGUGGACGAAC
This is a messenger RNA of Notothenia coriiceps (black rockcod), 2100 nucleotides long. RefSeq names its product cytosolic 5'-nucleotidase 1A-like. Gene Ontology annotation, biological process: adenosine metabolic process; nucleotide metabolic process. The record is from RefSeq and is a predicted model, not a curated record. The coding region runs from base 100 to 1185 and encodes 361 amino acids. Gene Ontology annotation, molecular function: 5'-nucleotidase activity; nucleotide binding; magnesium ion binding. Gene Ontology annotation, cellular component: cytoplasm; cytosol. Lineage: Eukaryota; Metazoa; Chordata; Actinopteri; Perciformes; Nototheniidae. The transcript has 6 exons.